Solenopsis invicta (red fire ant) is the source of this 1485-nucleotide messenger RNA. Its product is annotated as multiple coagulation factor deficiency protein 2 homolog. Gene Ontology annotation, molecular function: calcium ion binding. The transcript has 6 exons. NCBI's taxonomy places the organism in Eukaryota, Metazoa, Arthropoda, Insecta, Hymenoptera, Formicidae. The record is from RefSeq and is a predicted model, not a curated record. Bases 210 to 929 code for a protein of 239 amino acids.
CUCUAUCUGUUUUUUCAAUGGCGUAACGAAACCGCGCGGCAUCUGUCCACGGUGUCCACGUCAGUUCGUAUGGUUUGCUCGCGGCUUUCCUGUGACGUGACACGUAAACAGCGGCUCGUUCGUAACCUCGUGGCAGUCGAUGAACGAAACGUUCACGCAGAUGAUAAUCCACCUGGACAUUUCCUAGCGUAAACAAGUGCAAUACAAAGAUGCAUUGGACGCUGUGUGUACUGAUAAUCGGAUCAUUCGGGUGCAAGUUUCUUCUCGGCCAAGCGCAAAGGGUCGCACCAGGUGUACCGCCUCAGCAUUAUCAGCAGCCUGUUCAAGUACCGCAACAUGCCCAGCAAGUACCACAUCAACAGUAUCAAGUACCUGCACAACAGCAGGUUCCUGUUCAACAAGUACCAAUGCAACAAGUACCUAUGCAACAGCAAGUACCUGUGCAACAGCAGGUACCUAUGCAACAGCAAGUACCUGUGCAGCAACAAAUGCCAGGUCACCAGCCUCAACAACCACAUGGACAUGGUCACCAACCUCAACAACCACAUGGGCAUCAUGGAGGGCCACCUCAAUUACUCAACACUGCCAAUAUAGCUCAUGAAAAAGAUCACAUCGCUGAGCAUGCUGAAGUCCCAAUAGAUACUAGCAAGAUGACAGAUCAGGAGCUGCAGUUUCAUUAUUUCAAAAUGCAUGAUGCGGAUAAUAACAAUAAGUUAGAUGGUUGUGAGUUGAUCAAGUCUCUUAUACAUUGGCAUGAACAAGGUAGCAAGGAUUCUGGUGCGCAAGGCGACAAGUUAUUCCAGGAUGAAGAAUUAGUGCAAUUAAUAGAUCCGAUACUUAGCAUGGAUGACAGUAAUAACGAUGGCUAUAUCGAUUAUCCAGAAUUUAUUCGGGCCCAACAAAAUGCUGCAGCUAAUGUGCGUACAUAAUGGUGAGUGGAAAUUUAGUAUGGACUUGCCGAUCACAAAAGGGAUUUUGAAAAAUCCAAAAAAUAUCCAGCAAAAUGUUGGAUUUUCAUCAUGGAUGUUUUAUGCUGCGUUACUGACACAUUGAUUAUCCUAUGUGUAUGAUGAAACAGAAUUGGUGUAUGUGAUAAUUCAUUCUUUAUCGACUUAAUUAUGGGUUAUAAAUAAGAAAAAAUAAGAAAGUAGAGAUGAAUAUGAAAGAGGGAACUUUUUUUUAUAUUAAUGUUAUAUACGUAGACAAUACAUAGAUAAUUUGAAAAAAUUAUAUAAUUGAAAAUUAUUGUACAAUUAAAUAAUUGAGGUGUAUAAAAUUCCUCUUAAUUAUUUCUGUUCAACGAGAUUAAUUUUAUAAUGAAAGUGUUUACUACGUCCCAUUAUUGUGUAAGAUGAUCAUAAUGUUCUAUUAUUGUUACUAAACUGGAUUUUUUAAUACAUCAGAAGAGACUAUUUUUAAAUGAGUAUUUUAUAAAAUAUUUUAUAGGAUACCUGGGGCUCUGUUAAUAAAUAAAAUGGUCAUUCA